UCGACGCCCUCUCCAUCGCCGACCGAGCAGAUUCCACCCACGCAGCGCUCGACGCCCUCUCCAUCGCCGACCGAGCCGAUUCCAUCCACACAGAUCCCACCCACACAGAGUUCGACGCCCUCUCCGCCGACCGAGCAGAUUCCACCCACGCAGC
Penicillium egyptiacum is the source of this 154-nucleotide messenger RNA. The record is from the annotation of a GenBank genome assembly. Lineage: Eukaryota; Fungi; Ascomycota; Eurotiomycetes; Eurotiales; Aspergillaceae.